UAAGUAUAAAAGGUACAAUAAUCCUAUCAAAAUUAUCUUCUUUACGUAUAAAUAAAAUGCCACGGAAGAGAAGGAAGAAUAUUUCUGUCAUCAAACAGAAAAAAGCUAUUGAGACGAGACUAAUUCAAAUAAGUCUCAUUAUGGACGACUAUGUAUAUCAACAAAGAGAAAUAUCUCAGUGCGACGCUACAUCGUAUAUUGAGGAAAUUUCUUUACUUAAAAGCAAGUGCAAUAACGACUCUAGAACUCUACAGGUUAUUGAAAAAUUAACACGAUGUAUGAAAGCUAUCAUAAAUGAACAUAGAAAAAGAACAGAAAAUGACUAUGAUUUAAACAAUGAACAAAUUACAUCCAAAGCGGACUCUGAAUCUACGGUAGCGUCUCAAAUAAACUUUGAUAAAAAUAACUUUACCCAAUCAAUACCUGAAGAAAUUAACACAGUUCCAAGAGAAAUAAAUCAUUGCAAUGACAUUAUUGAUUUAUGCGAAGAAAUUAAUCAUAAAGAUUCCCAAGAUACGAAUAGCAUAAUCAAUAAUAAUGAUGGAAACAAAUAUAUCUCAGAAUUGUUUAUAGUACAUUCUAAAGAUAAAGACAAUUUUUCUGCAUCAUCUCAUAUAGAUGAUUCUAGAAGUAUGUUAGAUAAUUAUCAAGACGUAUUAAGUCAAGAUUUAUUUACCAUGCACACACAAGAUGAAGAUCAAAAUAUUGAUACGGAUAAUUCUCAAAAUACAUCGAAUAAAGAAUUAAUCAAUGAAAAACAACCUUUAGAGAAUUCUUACCCAAACAUAUCCAAUUAUACAGAAAUGAAUUGUUCUCAAAAUAUACUUUCCGACCACGAUUUUGCUGACAAUGACCUGUUGAAUAUGCGAUCGCAGAUAGAAAACACACCGACUUCCCAAAAUAUAAUAAAUCCGUGUAAAAGUUCUGAAAACCAUGUCAAAAUAUUUCCUAAAGUUGGAGUUAAUUUAGCAAAUACAGAUAAACUCGUAGAAAAAGACCAUCUGGGAUUAGUUAACGUCACAACGAACAAAAUAUCCGAUCGUAAUUUAGAUAAGUUUGAUAUUCCAGUUAACUCUGUUUUGAAACCCGCUGCCAAUAUUACUGAUACUCGUAAUAGAGAAGUUACGAAGGCCAAAAAGGCUCCUCGGAAGAGAAAAGUAAGUACAAAAUCUCAAGUAAAUGACAUAACCAAAGAGGUCAAAUGUAAACCUAGGAAGAAAAAAGAUAUAAAACCAAGGAAAAAUAAUAAUAAGGAUGAUAACUCAAUUUAUGAAAAUUCUGUAGAUUUGUCGUGGGUAGAAAACAUCAAGUAUGUAAGAGAAAUAUCCAAAGCAGAAAAUCAUACUAGAACAAAAGAUUUGAGUCAUAGUUUUUGGGAAAAUUAUUCAUUACCUAAUGAUUGGGACGACGGUGAAUUUUAAUAAAAUAUAAAUUUCAGUCUUAUAAAAAUUUCGCAAAGCUAUGCUUAGUUAAAACACAAUUUUACUCGAUUAACUGUAAGUCAAAACCCUCCAUCUUGCCUCUUAAUAAGGUUUAAACUAAGAACCGGUGAUGUUUUUGACAGCUAUUUAAGCAAUUCUUAACCACCUUUUAACGCUAACACAAGAUUAUAAGUAAGACUGAAUAUUGGCAAUUAAUGUAUCGUAAGAAAGACGCCUAAAGAGAAGAUAUUACAAAUGUUUGAUUUAAAAAUAUAGUUAA
Messenger RNA from Manduca sexta (tobacco hornworm), 1701 nucleotides. Its product is annotated as kinesin-related protein 10. The record is from RefSeq and is a predicted model, not a curated record. The coding region runs from base 57 to 1421 and encodes 454 amino acids. The transcript has 3 exons. NCBI's taxonomy places the organism in Eukaryota, Metazoa, Arthropoda, Insecta, Lepidoptera, Sphingidae.